AAUCUUAUAUUCUAGACAAUGUCGGCACUGGGUCUGCUAUUGCUUGUCGGCGCCCAGGGCACCACCAUAAUCAGCAUUAAGUAUCCGCCACAGAGCGCCGACGCUAAAUCGCUAGAUCGCACACAGCCGACGAAACGAGAUCUAAGUCUAAGCUAUGCAGCCACCAAUAUUGACUCAAAGGAGGGCACGCGUGUCAAGACGAUCACAGUAAUCAAGAAUGUGGGCGGCAUUGGAGAGUCCAGUGCGGCGAGCAAUAGGCAAGUGAAGCUGGCGAUCAAUCCCGAGCUGCAUAAAAACGAGGAGUGGGCGACUGCUUUUCGUGAUAACUUUGAAUCGUAUGGUGGAUUGCCUGAAGUGCCAGACAUAGAUGAUCUAUUUGAUUUCGUGAAUAAGAAAAAGGUCCCAGCACCAACCGAGAAAGAAAUAAAGAAAGAGCCGAAGCCUACAGAGAGCACCACAAAGGCGCCGCCGCCCCCGCCGCCUCCACCACCACAACCAACAAAAGCAACCAGCGAACAUGCCGAAGAUGCGGAUGACAGUGAUGAGGCGACCGUGGAGAAAAUCAAGGGCGAUGCCGAGCUGCUGCCACAUAUCAAACAGGCGAAUAUAUUGCGACUGCAAGCGUUGGAUCAACAAGCAGAUAAGCGAUUGCGCACACGCGAAUCUCUGAUCAAUGUUAACUACUCGACGCCCAUGCAUUCAGUUAGCCAGUUUUUUGAGAAUUAUGUGCAGGUGCUACCCAAUGGCUAUGAUUACACCAAGCCGCAGCAGCCACAGCAGCCUUGCGCUCUGCCAUCACCUCCAAAUAGCAUACAGGUGACAACGCCAUCGGGACGCAGCUACAAUAUACCGCAGAGCAAUAGCAGUGGCAUCAACGGCGGCGCAAAUCAUCCCUACCUGGCGCCAUCUCUUGGCAAGAGAACGCAGAUACAGCCAGCAGCACCUGCUCAACCUCAACCACAAGCGCAGCCGCAGCCCCAGCAGCCGCCAAAUUUCUCCACGGUUAAUUCGAUUUUGCCGCCUAUUGUGCAGACGCCGCAGGGUAAUAACUUUCCAGCAAAUGUGCCACAGCAGCAGCAGCCACUGGCACCACCUCAAGGCGCGGGUACAGUAGGAUCUUCCACUAGCCAGCGGCCCUAUGUCGCACCCAGUCUACGCAACAAUGGCCUGGGCAUAAAUCGAGGCCCGUCCACGCCGCAACCGCCCGCAUUGCCAGCCUAUGCUACAGGCAAUGUGAAUGGUGCACCCAGCUAUCGUACCAAUUCAUUUGGCGCCAAUCAUCCGAAUAUCUUUCGAUCGCGUGGCUUAAAAUAUUAAAAUACUGUGUAAUCUUACAACUAAUAGAUUCUUAAGACUUCUGAUGUGUUGAUGCAUAUAUGUAUGAAAGCGUAUUCCUAAAUAUAUCACACAAACUCACAUAAACACACAUACAUACACAAACAUACGUAACACACAUGUCCCAAGGUACAGGCUGGAUAAAUCAAUAGCGCCGCAAAAUUGCAAUCGAUACGUGACGCGAUGAGAACAGUUUCUAGUAGUUGGUGUUAUUCGUUGCUGGCGCUGAUUUCUACUAAUGUAUUUGUCGUCGCACUAUGAAGUACGCACAUUUUUGCAUAUGUAUGCGUGCAUGUUUGUACUUUUAUCAAUGAAC
Messenger RNA from Drosophila hydei, 1651 nucleotides. Its product is annotated as integrator complex subunit 3 homolog. The transcript has 3 exons. The record is from RefSeq and is a predicted model, not a curated record. NCBI's taxonomy places the organism in Eukaryota, Metazoa, Arthropoda, Insecta, Diptera, Drosophilidae. Bases 19 to 1317 code for a protein of 432 amino acids.